GCGAAGGAAGGCGGGUGGGUGUAUCUUGCUACUGUCUGUGCCCAAUCUCCGAGCCGGGGAAGGAGUGCCUUAUGAAUAUGAAAAGCACCCCAGCUCUCUCUGUUCCCUCCCUUUCUGUCCUCCUCUCCUUGGCCAUGAAGGCAGCAGCAGAGCAGCUGUGAAAUCCGGAUGCUGGGGACCAGCGGCGAAGAUCUCUUCCUCUCGGGCACCUCGAAGAUGCUCCCUAGCUAAAGAGAAGAUGGGCGUUCAGGGCUCAUUCGCCGGUGCCAUGGGAUUUGCUUGUUUCUAUGCAAACUUCUCCUCCACCGUGAGACGUCGGAUGGGGCUGCCUGCGUUCCUCGCCAUCUGCUUCGUUCUGCUGAGCUUCUGCAGCUUGCCAUGCCUCGCUUUCCGCAGUCCGGAGGGAAGACACACCAGGCGACUGCAGAGGGCCUUAGCAGCAGGGAUCGGCUUGGAAGACGUGGCCAAUGCAAGCCUCUCGAGCCCAGAAAGUAACUUCAGCGCACCUUUGCAAACAACCAGCACCCUUGCCUCUGAAAGACUGUACAAAGCCCCAGCAGAGCCACCUGGGAGUUCAGUCUACACAGCCACCACCAUUAAAGCAACGUUGCAGACCAUUUUGAGCGUUCCUGGUUUCUUGGGAGGCCAGAAUCCAGAUGUUUCUAACAUUGCAGAGGCAGGAAUUGAGGGAAGCAAAAGACAGUUCCUUACCAGCGAACCCAAUAAGGAGCUGGAGCAGAAGGCGACAGUUGUGACUCCUCCAGUUUCUAAUGUUCAGGAUGACACCCCAGAAAGAGACAGUGGUGGGGGAGUGGGACCUAUCUCUCCAGGGGAUUUAUAUGGGGAUGUUUUCACACCCAUUAUCCCAGAAGGAGCAGAAAGCAUUGGCUACUCAGCUACAGUCCAGACCACCAUGCAAGUACGGGUGGCAAGUUUUCCUAGUACAAUGGCUGAUGACCAAACCACGAAUCCAUCCCCUCCUCUUGGCCGGGCAAUUGAUUCCGAGCAAACCCCAAAUGAAGGUGGGCCAUUGAUUUUGGAAGGCACAGCGUCUACUGUAAAGCCCACUUUACUUCCCACUAAUGCGAACAUUGGCUUGGAAGUGGGUGUCUCCACUAGUCCAGGGCAACCCAAAGACAACCCCACAGGUGCCCCUGCUGCCGUGCCAAUGAGUGACGACUGGGAUGAUACAAAACUUGCACCGAGCACUCAUGCAAGGGCCACACAGGCAGAAAUGGUGAACCAGCUCCACAUAGUCACUGAACUUUACCCUUCAGCAGAAGGAGAGGAGGAAGACGAUGACGUCAAAAGGGUCCCACCACGGAUUUUGGCAGUGAAAGAAAGUGAAGGUAUUCUGACUGCCGCAAGCUUGGUGUCCACUCAGGGUGGAGCAUCCACUAUGUUCUCGACUGGCUUGGAUCAUGUCCACCCCACCCAUCCGUCAAUGAAGGCUGAAGAGCCUGCUGAAGGCCGAGAGGAAAAACCAGGGCCAGCUGAGACACAGCAUCCCAGGCUGAUUCCAGAGACCGCCACCACAACCGACGUCACCAAAUCCAGUGUCUUUCAAACCCAAGUAGUUCCAGUAAGAGGUGCAGCAACGCCAUCCCACGACUUUGAUGAUCUCUUCCCAGCUGUGACCCCUGGAGACUUCACUACCCAAGAACAUCAGGGGACGGAAGAAAGAGCGUCAGUCACCCUUCCUGGUGCUUCCCCAUUGCUGAAGCAGUCUGAAAUCUCUGCACACUCUGCACCUCCUACCUACGUUACUGUAGUUGAAACACUGGAUGCUGGAGUUCCUGCCACAUCUCAAGGAAAGGCAGGGGUUGCUUCCAUUGCUGAAGCUCCAACUGAGCCAAGAGUGCAGUCAGAAGAGAUCUUUGGUGUGACCGAAGCCAUGGCUGCUCCUCCUUCCUCGGCAUCUGCCACAAGGAAGACCACCAUCCCUGCCAUGCACCGGAUAACCACAGCUGCCACCUAUGAGCUGGAUAGACUGGAAUCGGAAGAGGAAGAGGAGGAAGAGGAGGAGGAAGAGGAGGAGGAUGAAGAGGAACCAGAUGAGGACGAGGAGGACGAAGAGGAAGAAGAUAAUGACGACGACAGAGACCUGAACUCCAUGGAUGAAGUUUUGGAUGGAGAUGCUGACUUGUCCAGUUUCACAGUUCCUGGGGAGACUUCGCAGGAACCUUUGGAAGAGCUGGAGAACCCGGUAGGAGAGCUCUCUGGAGUCUCUUACCAGGUGCCGAGCGCAAUCGAAUGGGAACAGCAGAACCAAGGACUCGUGAGAAGCUGGAUGGAAAAGCUGAAAGAUAAGGCAGGCUACAUGUCUGGCAUGCUGGUCCCGGUGGGAGUUGGUAUCGCUGGAGCCCUUUUCAUCCUGGGAGCGCUCUACAGCAUCAAGAUCAUGAACCGCAGGCGCAGGAACGGAUUCAAGAGGCACAAGCGAAAGAGGGAAUUUAACAGCAUGCAAGACCGGGUGAUGCUUUUAGCCGACAGCUCCGAAGAUGAAUUUUGAAUCAGUCUGCAGCGCCGCGGCGUCGUGAUCUCGAGUGACUCUCUCUCUCUCUCUCUUUCUGUCUCUCUCUUUCUAUAUAUUUUUUCCUGCAAAGGGAGGUGGGUCGGGAGAAGGCCUUUUUCUGCUGCAUCACAGCUGCCAACCACAUUCCCGCACGGCAACGGCAGUUUGUACAGCCUGUCCCCGAACGAAACCACACACUCACACACGAGACACCCACACCGAAAAAGAGCAUGCUGCAGCGCAAGUGUAACACACAACUACAUUUGAUUUUUUAAUAUAUAUAUAUCUAUACACCCAAUACCGUGGCAGUACAACUUCAUAGUCAUGUGCCGCAUGCCAUUCAGAGGUAAUGUCGACAACGGAUACAGUGGCACAGAGGCUGAAGUGAGGGAUAAUAGACCUUCAAAUAUUAAUUUUCCAUUCUGGCCGACAGCGAUCAAGCUGUCGCCGGUCUUGUUGCAGUUAUUGGGGAAGGAAGUCUUCUGCCUAGAUACAUUCUGUUCCUCAUUGGGAAGCUCGCUCUUUCUUUUUUUGUGUUGCAUUACCUGAGCGGGAGUUCACGGCAUCUAAAAUUAACAGCUGUGUUUAAUUAAUGAAGUGCCAACUGGAAGCAGCCUAUUUCCGCAGCACGGUAGUAGCUAUAUAGAAUACUAUCAACAGAUGCAACGAUAUGUAUAGUACACUACGCUUAGGGCUGAAUUUGACAA
This is a messenger RNA of Anolis sagrei ordinatus, 3222 nucleotides long. It is a transcript of the gene ARMH4, whose product is annotated as armadillo like helical domain containing 4. Lineage: Eukaryota; Metazoa; Chordata; Lepidosauria; Squamata; Anolidae. The record is from RefSeq and is a predicted model, not a curated record.